Molecule: messenger RNA, 1845 nt
Organism: Pieris macdunnoughi
Lineage: Eukaryota; Metazoa; Arthropoda; Insecta; Lepidoptera; Pieridae
Source: the annotation of a GenBank genome assembly
AUGGGGAAAAAAGAUAAGAAAAAGGGCGAACCACCACCUCAAGAUGUCGAAGUUCAAGAGGAACUGGUGCUUACGACGGACCUCGAACCUGAACCGGAAGAAGUUCAGUACACAGACACUUCAUACACCAGUGCCUCCUUUGAGAGCUUACCUCCUGUUGUUGAAGAGAUCAAGCCGAAAAAGAAGAAGGGCAAAAAGAAGGCGGAAGAGGUUGUCGAAGUGGUUCGAAAAACAAGCAGUGAACAGUUCCAGUGGUCCGAGGAGUCUUUAGUUGGAGAAGAACAGCAGAAAGUAGAAGAAGAAGAAGUUGAAACAAAAAAGAAGAAGGGCAAAAAGGGAAAGAAAGGGAAGGAAGUGGAAGAAAUUCCAGCCUUUGAAAAGCCCAAAAAUUGGAAAAGUAUGAAUAAGAAGGAGAGAGAAGCAUGGCUUCAGCAGCGUAUAGAAGAAUGGAGAGCGGAGAAAGAAGCAGAAAAACAAGCCAUUUUAGCUGGAGCGAAGGAGAAGAGACUAGCCCUGGCGCGAGAAAGAGCAGAAUUGAUGGCAAAAGACAAUGCCGAGCUGGAGAUACGAAGGGAUAUAUUGGCCAAGACGUGCACUUUGUUUCAUAAAUUUGAUAAACAGAAAAUUGACUAUGCGAGAAAUAAACAACUUGAGGCAGAGUGGCAACAGUACCUUCGUUGUGACGGUCUUCCAGAUCCGAGGGUUGUGACGCAAAUGAAUACGUACAUCCACCUAUGGCAGAAGGCAGCCUGCGAUGAUAAUGAGUUGGAGAUCAGGUGCAGGGAUGCGUUGCCGAUGUUGGCGAUGCUGGAAGAGAUUGUGGCAAACUCUCGGCAAUAUACAGCACUUCAAGCGCAGUCUUAUAAUGAGGUGCGAAUAGCCCUUCGUGAACAACUAUCCCAAGCUAUCCAAUGCGCUUCAUACUCCCUCCUACGGGACUUGGAACAUUGUUUGGUCUGGGACUCCAUUCAGCUAGCAACGUAUGGAAGAGAGUUCAAUGGGCUAAUGCUAAAUAUUUGGGUUGCAAUACCCUUGCCUACCAGGAAACGGAAGCCAGUGGAACCUGAACCAGAACCAGUCGAGUUGACAUUUCCCGCAAUGCGUGUAGGUGUCAAGCUGCCAAAGAUCAUAGACGGUUCCAAUGUGUGCGUGCGCGCAGCUCGGUCUAUGGUAGAUCUUUUAAGUGAGAGUUCUAGGUCUUUUGCUUUAGCUGCUGAGAUGCCUAAUAGAUAUGAAGAUCUUUUCGUAUUUAAUGUAAGAGAGCACAUAGAAACAUACAAAAUAAAGAAAGACCAGGAUGUUAUUAGAACAGCGUUUUACAAAGAGAUCAAAGAAAAAAUUACAGAAGUUGAGAAGUUUUUGAAGGCGAAUCCCUACACAAAAAAUGAAAAAGAGAAGGAGGAAUUGGAUAAUUUGAAUAUGGCUGAGCCGCCAUUCUUACCUGACCCAAGAACAUACAUCGGGGAACAAAACGAGGUCCGUUUUGCUAAAUACCUGAAGACCUGCAUGACGCGUACAAGAACGGGCGAAAUUAAUUUGAGAAAAUAUAGAAUUUGCAACGGCGUUCUAAAUUUGGAUCUACUGACGACUCCACCUCAACCAAAACAAAUGAAGGGAGGAAUUAUUCUGACAGCUCGACCCUGGGCUGUAGCCCCGGUUGCCCUAAAUCCAGCCCUGCCUAAACUAAAAGCAUCUAUUAUAGAUUUGUUAUCUGAUAAAAUGUCAUUUCACAUGACAGCUGCACAAUGUUAUGUCAUUAAAUUACCAUUAAUUAAAGUGUGGCCAGUGAACAUGGAACUAUGCCAAAUAGUUUCCAGCAUCAAGCGAUCGCAACUACAAACUUAA